Plectropomus leopardus (leopard coralgrouper) is the source of this 597-nucleotide messenger RNA. The record is from RefSeq and is a predicted model, not a curated record. NCBI's taxonomy places the organism in Eukaryota, Metazoa, Chordata, Actinopteri, Perciformes, Serranidae.
UCCUGAGGGUCUGGAUCAGGACAGUGCGUCAGCCUCCAGUGGCGGCCCGCUCAGGGGACGCUCCGCUGUCGGCAGGAAACACCGCUUCGACCUGGCUGCACGCACGCUGUUAGCACGAGCUGCCGGACUGUACCGCUCGGUACAGGCCCACCACAGCCAGUCUCGCCGCGAGGUCUCCUCCCUGCAGCAGCAGCAGGACCCCGGGGCCCUGUACGACUUCAACCUGGACGAGGAGCUGGAGAUGGACCUGGACGAGGAGACCAUGGAGGCCAUGUUCGGCCAGGACCUGGCCAGCGACACCGACAUUCUGGGAAUGUGGAUCCCGGAGCAUGUGUGUGAGACAGACGAUCGAGAUGAAGUGGUGGUGUGCGAGCUGUGCGAGGCCAAUGUGGCCAACUUCAAUCAGCACAUGAAGAAGAGCCACCCGGGCUGCGGACGCAGCGCCAAUCGCCAGGGUUACCGCAGCAACGGCUCGUACGUGGACGGCUGGUUCGGAGGCGAGUGCGGGAGCGGAAACCCCUACUACCUGCUGUGUGGCGGCUGCAGAGAGAAGUACCUGGCCAUCAAAAGCAAAGCCAAAGUGCCCAUCGUGGAGAG